AUGGCACUUCAAGGAGCUCCAAGAGUCCUCCGUGGAUGCUCAACCGCUAAGGUCAGGAUCGUACCAUUGUGGCAGACUCGAGCAUUUACCAGCUCUCGUCACAAUCCGAAUGCUGCUGAAAGCGUAUCGCCCAGUGGGCAAAGUCCAUCAUCACAGAAGAAGCGAGAAGCUCUUGAAGACCGCAAUGCUAUCGACCGACAGUCUGACGAGACAUCCAAAUCUGGCACCGACGAUGUGGUGGCUGCACAGUCCAACAUCGCAUUCUCUGAGGUCGAAUACGACAAUGACCCGUCCGAGCUUCGCUCUAAAGCCGAGCGUCAGAGUCACUGGAGCAAUCCGCUUGACGCCUCACCAGCCAACCAGAGUCUGAGUCAACAAACGGCUGAGGUGGAGGGCGGUGCGAAGAAGAAAACAGUCAUCGUCAAGGAGGAAACACGCUCCUACCGCGGGAAGAAGGCGACCGGAGAGCAUAAUGUUGAAGCGGGAUUCGAGAAACGAGUGUUUGCAGGAUCGACAACUGGAGGAAAGCUGAAAGGCAAAGGCCAUAAGGAUCCCCCGAUUGUUGAGCAGGGUGUGAGGUGA
This is a messenger RNA of Exophiala bonariae, 582 nucleotides long. RefSeq lists its product as uncharacterized. The transcript has a single exon. Bases 1 to 582 code for a protein of 193 amino acids. Lineage: Eukaryota; Fungi; Ascomycota; Eurotiomycetes; Chaetothyriales; Herpotrichiellaceae. The record is from RefSeq and is a predicted model, not a curated record.